AUGAAUUUUGACAACAUUAAUAGUCAUCAACAUGUUUGUGAAAAAGAAUCUCAACAACAACAACAUAAUUAUGUUAUUGUUUCCGAAGAGAAUAAAGAAGAAGAAAAAAAGUUUGUUGAAAAUUCUGAAAUAAACAAUUGCAAGGAAACAGAAAAUACAACAACUGAAGAACCAACAAUUGAAGAGAAAAAUGAAGGAGAAAACCAAUUAGAACAACAAAUUGAAAACCCAAUUCAAAGACCAAUUUCUGUAGAUGUUAAUCAAUUAGAUUUUAGUUUGCCAGACACAAUAAGAAAGGAAGGGAUAUUUUUUAGGUCGUUUAAAGAAUGGCAGGUUCUCUUUCAACAAAAGUUCCGUGUAGCCAGUUCUGAAAAGCAAGGAGAUGAGGAUUCUCAAGUUUUUAAACGUUUCCGAUAUCGAUAUGUUGUCUAUCAUUGUACUCGUUAUGGAGAACCAAGAAAGCGUGGAGCUGGUCGAAGACCUCAUCAAAAUUAUCUUCCUUGUGGGUGCAAAGCAAAAUUAAGGCUAAAUUAUCAUGCACAAAAUGGUGGUUAUCUGCUUAUUACAACUUUGGAGACUGAACAUAACCAUGACGAUAAACAUCCACACUUUAAUGAAAGAGGAGAAUUUAAUUUCGAUUCUGAUGGGGAGAAUGGAGGAAGUAAAAAAAUAAGAAGUUCUUCAGAGGAUGUUGGAUCUUGUGAACACAGUCCAAACAGCACCGAAUCUUUCAAAACGCCCGUUGUUGUCUCAGCAUUUUCACCUUUAAGUCUACAACCAUUACAUAAUUCUCCUUCUUCUGGUGGUCAAAGUAGUUCUGAGGGUGCUGCAGAAUUAAUUCAACAACAACAAAAACUACAAAAAAGACCAUCAGCGUCCCCACGAGAAAGAAAAUCUUCAACUUAUCGAAAUAAUAAAACAAUGAAUGGACAACAACAACAUAAAACGUCAACAUUUUCUAAUGCUUGUGAUUCUUCUUUAAUGAAAAAUGAAGGAGAAUUAGAUACUGCUUUUGCCUUAAAUUUAGCUUUGAAGGCUCACCACAACGCUCAACAACAACAACAAACAAUAUUUCCAACAGAAUCACCACGAAACAUUCUCUCAACAUCAUUUCAGAAUUUUCCAACAAGCUCAAAUCGACAAACUUCAUUUUCUGAUUUUAUGCGUUUUCGACCACCUUUACAAUCACAAUUUAAUAAUUCAAAUCAAAACAAUAAUUUAUUGCCUUUAAUUCAAGAAUUGAUUAAUCGUUCAAAUGGGGGUGAUAAACAAGGAAAUUCUGUUGUUAAUCAAUCAGAACAACAACAACUUCUUUUAGGUCUUUUAUCUCAACAACAUCAACAAACACCCCAAACACAACAACAAGUUGGAAAUGCCUCCGCUUCCUUAUUAUCUGCUUUACAACAUUCUAUUUUGCAACAAAACCGUCCCCAACAACAACAUUCUUCUUUCAACAAUCAAAUCACCCCUUCUACUUCCUCUAAUAAUAAUUCUGCUAAUAUGAUGGCACUUUUACAAAUACAAAAUUUACUUCAAAAUUCUCCAAACAUUUUUGGGUUAAAAACGCAGCAACAGCAACAAACACCCAAUUUAAUUAAUUUAUUGUCUGGUAAUAAUAACAAUAAAAUUAUGGCUGCUUCUAAUAAUAUGAAAAAUGACACGACAGAAGCAAGAAGAGCUGAUAUAAUUCAAGAUGCUGAUCAAAUUCUUCAAACAAUUGUUCAACAAAUGAUUAGAACUAGGGAUUUAGCCAGUUAUUUGCGUAGACUAAGACAAUUUUUGUCUGAUAAUUUUGUUGAGUGAUAUUUUUGAGGAUUUAAAAAUUUUUUUCUCAUUUUUAAGUAAAAUACAUUCCAGUUGGGUAAAAAUUCUGAUUUUUAUGUUCAAAUAAAAUUCUGGUUUGGUAUAAAAUUACAAAUAAAAAAUCAGAAUUACUUCCCAACAACAUCCGACAACACUUAUUUUUCCUAUAAAACUCUUCACUUCUACCUAUUUAUUUUUUGUUGUUUUCGAUUCGAUUUCUAAUUAUUUUUUAUACCUCUUUUAUAGCUUGCCUUUAGUACUUAUAUAUUUUUGCUUUUAUCAUAAAACUUUCUAUGGCCUUACUAUUAUUUUUUAUUUUGUCUUCUCGAGAUUUAUUGUACUU
Meloidogyne enterolobii is the source of this 2146-nucleotide messenger RNA. The record is from the annotation of a GenBank genome assembly. Lineage: Eukaryota; Metazoa; Nematoda; Chromadorea; Rhabditida; Meloidogynidae.